AUGAACGAACGAUCCUACUGGAUUCCACGUUGGAAUACGGUGUACGGGAUAAAAACCCAAACCCUCCACCGGAAAAACCAAAUCCCCCGCCUCUAUAAGUAUCCCCACCGCCGAUCACUUAUCAACACAGCAACACUCACAGCUCUCUUUUCCUUUCGAUUCUCAACACUCAACAAACCCCUUAAGGAGAAGCUUUCUACAUUUUAUGGAUUAUAGACAUCUUCUAGAAGAGGAAGUUGCGAGGGAAUCUCUCAUCGCCAUUUCAAACGGUGUUGAAGAAAUUGUUUAUUUACCAGAGUCUGAAAAAUGGAAACGGCGUAGAAGAUGCUACAGUUAUCCAUAAUGCUAAAAUCAAGACCAUUGAAGAUGAACUGAUCAGAUCAGAAUUGAUAUCAAUUGCUGCUUUUGAAUCAUCGGCAGCUGAUAACAACAGUGACGAAUCCUGAACUCCUGAUGUUUAAAUUUUUUGAAUAUUAUGAUACAUUCCAAAGUCUUCAAGAUUGUUACUUGACUUUCUAAUAGAUGUUAACAUUUUGCCCUAUCAUUAUCGUAAUGAAAAUAAGUGUAAAUUAUUAUGCAUAUCAAUGUUGCAAUGUUAUCGUGUUAGGCUCCGGCCUACAUUUAUAUAAUAUAAAAUUUU
Messenger RNA from Lactuca virosa, 640 nucleotides. NCBI's taxonomy places the organism in Eukaryota, Viridiplantae, Streptophyta, Magnoliopsida, Asterales, Asteraceae. The record is from the annotation of a GenBank genome assembly.